GCCACCGCGCGCGCGCAUGGAGCGGCCGGCAGCAAGGAUCGUAAUCAUCCUCGUCACUUUGCUCACGCUUUGGAGCAGCGCCGUUGCCGUUGCAUCGCCGUCGGCGGCGCCGGUGCGGGUCGGCGUGGUGCUGGACCUGACGAGCGUGGGGAGGGAGAGGCGCGCCUGCAUUUCCAUGGCGUUGGACGACUUCCACGCCGCUCACGCCGGCUCCGGCGCCGCGCGGAUCGAGCUGCUCGUACGAGACUCGCGCGGUGAUCUGACCACGGCCGCACAUGCUGCCGAGGACCUGAUCAAGAAUAGGCAAGUGCAAGCCAUCAUAUGGGGCCCUGCGACACUAACCAAAGAAGAUCAUGUCACACACCUGGGCCGUCGCCGCAACCAAGUCCCUGUUCUCUCCUUCCCCAGCAUUUCUCCAACAUCGUGUGCCUUUUGGCUGGAAGAUUCCGUAACAGUUCCUUGGGGCUAUGCAAAAUUUGGCUUUACACUUGGAAAUGACAGUAUAACCUUUCCUAACUCACAAACCGAUAGAAGAUACAGAAGAAAACUAGAUACAAGAAAAUCAAGCAAGAGUUGCAGAGGUAAAAGGCUAAAGAUUGCCGUGCCGCACAAACCAGGUUUUCAAGUUUUUGUGACUGUUACUAAUCCUAAUUCCAAGAAACAACAUGUCACUGGCUACAGCAUUGAUAUCUUUGAGGCUGCUAUGAGGAAUUUACAACCUCGUCCGUGCCAUAAAUAUGUUGCGUUCGACGGUACUUAUGAUGAGCUAGUAGGCAACGUGUCUUUGGGGGUGUAUGAUGGAGCAGUAGGCGAUGUGACCAUAACCGUGGAAAGAGAGACCAUAGCCGACUUCACAGUACCAUACACACAGCCUGGUGUGUCUAUGCUUGUGCUUCCUGAGGAUAAAACAGAUGCAAUAAUCUGUUGGGCAUUUGUAAAGCCACUAACAGGGAAGCUUUGGUUUGCAACCAUGGUCUUCUUCUUCUAUACUGGCUUUGUCAUUUGGAUGAUUGAACUACCCAGAAAUCAGGAGUACCAAGGAUCAAGGUCAAGACAGUGUAGCACUGCCCUCUACUUCGUUUUCUCCACUUUGACAUUUUCUCAUGGUCAUACUAUUAGAAGCCCCUUGUCAAAAAUUGUUGUGGUGAUAUGGUGCUUUGUAGUGCUGGUUCUUGUCCAGAGCUACACAGCAAGCCUGUCAUCCUAUCUGACUGCAAAGAGGCUCCGUUUGACAGAUUUUGAGAAGCUCCGGCAGAGUGGUGACUAUGUAGGAUACCAAGAUGGUUCAUUUGUGCGAUCCUUCUUGCUGAAUCAUUACAUCAGUGAAAAGAGGUUAAGGAAGUACACCACGAAAGAAGAAUAUGCUGUUGCUUUACGGAAGGGAUCCAAGAAUGGAGGGGUGUCGGCUAUUGUUGAUGAGAUCCCUUAUUUAACUUCGUUCCUCUCUGACGAUCGGUACAAAAAUGAUUUUACUAUGCUUGGAUCCAUAUACAAGACUCCUGGAUUUGGUUUUGCAUUUCAUCUAGGUUCUCCGCUCGUUCAUAAUCUUUCAACUGCCAUCCUGAACCUAGCAGGAGGGGAUGAGGGAUCAAGAAUCGAAGUGAAAUGGUUUGGCACAACUUCAUCGCCGAUAGAUGCUGGCACAAUCCCAGACACUGAUUCAGCGCCUCUUACUUUAGAAAGCUUCUCUGGUCUCUUCGUCAUCACUGGAUCCAUUUCAACUCUCAUGCUGCUGAUAAGCAUAAUGAGGUUGAUUCAUGCCAGAUGCACUAAGUUGAGAAAGGCUGAUGUGGAAAGUGUCAGCUACAGUGGCACCAACGAUGAGUCCCAUCUGUUGCAGAAUGGCAUAGGUGACAACCCCAGCCCUGAUCAACAAUCCUUCCAUGAAGCUGGCAAUAAUAAUUCCGGGGGCGUCCAUAUGAGCGGCGAAAAUGUUGGAGACACAGAGCCUGACCCAUUGCAGCAGAAUGGCAUGCAUGGUGGCUCUGUCCCUGCAGGACACAUUCAGAUUGAGAUGCACAAUGUCUAAGGUAAAGGGAAGCGCAGAUGCUCAUGAGUACUUCCCUCGUCAUUGAAGUGAUGCUGCAUUCCAUAUCUUGGACUAUAGAGGACUUGGUUUUUUCUCUCUUCCGCGCUCUCUUGGAAAGAAGAGGUAGAUGUUCAGUGUGCAUAUUCUCUUUAGACAAUAUACUUAUGUUUUCAAAGUAGUACCG
Molecule: messenger RNA, 2213 nt
Organism: Triticum aestivum (bread wheat)
Lineage: Eukaryota; Viridiplantae; Streptophyta; Magnoliopsida; Poales; Poaceae
Product: glutamate receptor 2.8
Exons: 5
Coding region: 17-2029 (670 amino acids)
Cellular component (GO): membrane
Molecular function (GO): ligand-gated monoatomic ion channel activity
Source: RefSeq, a predicted model, not a curated record